Physcomitrium patens is the source of this 2684-nucleotide messenger RNA. RefSeq names its product aspartyl protease family protein 2. The record is from RefSeq and is a predicted model, not a curated record. Gene Ontology annotation, molecular function: aspartic-type endopeptidase activity. Gene Ontology annotation, biological process: proteolysis. Lineage: Eukaryota; Viridiplantae; Streptophyta; Bryopsida; Funariales; Funariaceae.
UUCAAUGCGCUUCAUCAUCUCGUCCCUCUGGCAAGGGUCUUCGUUUUGUGUGUUGGUCUUGCGGUCCCAUCCAGUUAUCUAGCUGGCCUCACCAUCUCGCCUUUGGUUUUUAAUGCUGGACUUCAUACCAUAUCUCUGAGUUUACCUUCGUAUCAUGAUAUGCAAUUGCAUGCGGCCGCUCUGGGGCAGUCAGUUCAGUGCGGCUGGGGGCUGACACCAAGCGGUGCCGGUUUGUGAUGGUCAAAGCUGGGUGAUCGAAGCCAUGGCCGUCUCGUUGCUGGUAAAGGAGAUUGCGGCUCAUGCAGUGGCGUACCCAUGAAAAAGUGAGGAAUGAUGCGGAGUGGAAAACGGUUGAGGAACAUGGUUUCACGUGGAAGAAAGACAGUCCUCAGCUGUUCUUGGUUACCCGAGCAAGGCAUCUACCUCUAACCUGCUCUUAGUAUGCACCUCUGGUGCCUGCUUGGGCGUGGAGAGAGACCCACAGAGAGCACUGGCUGGCGAAGUAUGUUACCAUUUGUGGUGAUCUCAAUCAUUGUGAACAGUCCUUAUGGACUAAAUAGCUGACCACCGUAGGGCGUUGAAAUCACGCUCGUAAGUAUUUCGAUGGUGAACAGAAUCGCCACCAUAGCCAGCACAUUAUUCUGUCGACGACUGAUUCAUUUUUCUUUGAAAUUUCGAGGAAUGAUCUGAAGCCUUUGCAUUUGGUGCUCAUCUUCCAUUUCCAGGAGGUGAAGCGGGGCGACUUUAGAGGGUUUGAAUCAGACUUGUGUGAUGCAGUGGGUCACAACCCGGACAGUUGACGUCAAAGAUUAUCGAAGUUUUCAAGAAAACGUAGGUCGCGGUUACAUCAGUGAAUUAUCAUCUGAAUCAAGCAGGAUUGAGAACAUUGUACAAGAUGACGAGAAUACGUUCCACAUGGAAGUGUCUGGGCGGUGUCACUCAGCUCCCGCUAGUCCUGGUACUUCUGGUUGUGAACGUAGCAGCUAGAGAAUUGCAACAGCCCGGUUUAUUUUCAGAGAAUAUAGAGCGAAACACGCUUCAACUAGAAUUUGGAAAACGAUCUGCACCACGAGGUACCGAGCGACACCAAAUGAAACCCAUGGCCGACACAUUUUCCACCAUCAGGGAGGAUCUCGCAACUGGGGCCGGUGCGCUACAUGCACACAUCAUGCACAGGGAUGCCCCUUCAUCACCAUUCCGAUUGAGCAACAGAACUCGCGUGGAGCGCAUGCAUGUGACCAUUUCAAGAGACAACCUGCGUGUUGCUUCCAUACACGGCCGUAUCAAUCAAACUGUGAAUGGAUUAACAAGAAGUCGCAGUCGUGAUCGACAGACGAAGGUUCCAUCACAAGACUUUCAGGCACCAGUCGUUUCAGGCUUGAGCUUGGGUAGUGGAGAGUACUUUAUUCGCAUUUCUGUGGGCACACCUCCUAGAAGGAUGUACCUUGUCAUGGACACUGGAAGUGAUAUUCUGUGGCUCCAAUGUGCUCCAUGUGUGAAUUGUUACCAUCAAAGUGAUGCUAUAUUCGACCCAUACAAGUCAUCCACGUACUCUACUCUUGGGUGCAGUACCAGGCAAUGCUUGAACUUGGACAUCGGCACAUGCCAAGCGAAUAAAUGUCUCUACCAGGUGGACUAUGGGGAUGGUUCCUUCACCACGGGAGAAUUUGGUACUGAUGAUGUUUCUUUGAACUCGACGUCAGGAGUAGGUCAAGUUGUGUUGAACAAGAUUCCCCUGGGUUGUGGACACGACAAUGAAGGGUACUUCGUAGGGGCUGCAGGUCUUCUGGGUCUGGGUAAAGGGCCAUUGUCAUUUCCUAACCAAGUUGAUCCUCAGAACGGCGGCAGAUUUUCCUAUUGUCUCACAGAUCGAGAAACUGACUCAACCGAAGGAUCUUCUCUGGUCUUUGGUGAAGCAGCGGUUCCACCUGCAGGUGCAAGGUUCACACCCCAAGAUAGCAACAUGCGAGUACCUACCUUCUACUACCUCAAGAUGACGGGAAUCAGUGUCGGGGGCACCAUCCUCACCAUCCCCACAAGCGCCUUUCAACUCGACUCACUUGGCAAUGGAGGUGUCAUCAUAGAUUCUGGCACCUCCGUCACUCGUCUACAAAAUGCCGCAUAUGCUUCUCUUCGUGACGCCUUCCGUGCUGGCACUUCGGACUUGGCACCAACUGCUGGAUUCUCCCUUUUCGACACAUGCUACGACCUCUCUGGGUUGGCCUCUGUAGACGUCCCAACCGUCACGCUGCAUUUUCAAGGCGGUACUGAUCUAAAACUCCCGGCCUCAAAUUAUCUCAUUCCGGUCGACAACUCCAACACCUUCUGUUUGGCGUUUGCCGGUACCACGGGUCCCUCCAUCAUUGGCAACAUCCAGCAACAGGGCUUCCGCGUAAUCUACGACAAUCUGCACAACCAAGUCGGCUUUGUCCCAAGCCAGUGCAACUAGGGCAAACAGGAAAAAAUUAAAUGCUCGAGCGCUACAUUCGAAAUUGAAGAUGUAGACUAGGACACUCAAUGGCAAUAUGCACGAAGAUAGUUUCAGUGCAAUAGUAUGUUCAAAUAUAGCUGGAAGCACGAUUCGGCUUUACAUGAUUACGACAUUGUACACAAUCACGACCCAACAAAGUACCUGAAUUUGAAUUAUAUUAAGAAGACGAAGUACCAUUCAGUGAUUGCCAUUA